CAGUCGUCAUAAUUUUCUUCCUCGGUGCAAAUUAGUGUCGUGACAACGGAAGGUGCGUUUCGGUAUUUAUUGGAAUCCUUGCCCAGGCUUUCGCAUAUCUUCCACUUCAUAUCCGGUUGCGAAACGCAGCACAGGUGCAGAAUUAGCGUUACACGUCGCGCGUAGUGAGAACACAGCGAACCGUAGGAUAAAUUGGUCCUACUCGGUGUAAAAGCAGAUAGAGUGUGUCCUCCCGUUCGCAUCCCGUAAGAAGACAUCCGCCCGUAACUACCGGAAGGAAGGAUCAAAGCAUCUGACAACAAAAAAACACCGGAUGGCUUCGAGUCCGAGAGCUGGCGGUGCUGCACAGCGACCUAACGGUGCCACGCAGAACAAAAUAUGCCAGUUCAAGCUAGUGCUACUGGGCGAGUCGGCGGUCGGCAAAUCAUCGCUAGUGUUACGGUUCGUUAAGGGACAGUUUCACGAGUAUCAGGAAAGUACGAUCGGUGCCGCCUUCCUGACACAAACCCUGUGUAUCGAUGAUACGACAGUGAAGUUUGAAAUUUGGGACACCGCCGGUCAAGAACGGUACCACAGCUUGGCACCGAUGUACUACCGAGGUGCUCAGGCGGCAAUCGUGGUGUACGAUAUUCAAAACAGUGAUAGCUACGCACGGGCCAAAACGUGGGUCAAGGAGCUUCAAAGACAGGCAUCGCCGAAUAUUGUGAUUGCAUUAGCUGGCAACAAAGCCGAUUUGGCAAAUAGUCGCGUCGUGGACUAUGAAGAAGCCAAGCAGUACGCGGACGACAAUGGGCUACUGUUUAUGGAAACAUCCGCCAAGACGGCCGUGAACGUGAAUGAUAUAUUCCUUGCAAUAGCUAAAAAGUUACCCAAGAACGAGGGCGCCGGACCGCAGCAAAACAUAAGACCAACGCAAAACGAAACCAGCCGACAGAACAGUGGCUGCUGCACCAAGUGAUGUUAUUCCGCAGGAGGUCCCGUUUUCUUUCCCGUUGUAGCUAAUGGACCCUUGAAUGUAAGUGACGACUACUGCAUGAAUUGUAAAAUGCUAAUAAUUAUCGUUAUAACGCUGGAGUCGGCGCUUGUCGGACGGAUAAUGAUGGAGAUGGUGCGGCAACCGAAUAUGAUGAUGCUGGUGGUAAACUCCGGGGAGGAGAAAUUAUUAGCGAGUAAGCGAGAUUCCAACCUAGUUAUGGCAUUACACCCGGAAACAGUAACACAUUAUAAUGGUUAAACAACACGAAAGUAAAGCAAAUCCCUAUAAAACAAAAAUAAAUUUGUAGAAAAGAAACAACCGAAACAUAAAAACCAACAUCAUCUCUGCAUAUUGGGAUUGGAGAGUGAAAGUGAGCGAGAGCGAGAGAGAAAGAGAAAAAGAAAGAGAUAAAGAGAGAGAAAACAAAAGAAACAAUAGACAUAGUAUAAUAUGCUGCUGCGCGUAAUGAACAAAAACAAGAGAGUUAAUCCGGUCCGGUAGUCAAUCCGUCGGUUGAGAGACAACAGCAGAAACGGAGCUACUAGCGGAAACUUGCUCCCCC
Anopheles cruzii is the source of this 1538-nucleotide messenger RNA. It is a transcript of the gene Rab5, whose product is annotated as ras-related protein Rab-5B. Gene Ontology annotation, molecular function: GTP binding; GTPase activity. The record is from RefSeq and is a predicted model, not a curated record. The transcript is spliced from 6 exons. Bases 314 to 958 code for a protein of 214 amino acids. Lineage: Eukaryota; Metazoa; Arthropoda; Insecta; Diptera; Culicidae.